Messenger RNA from Jatropha curcas, 5516 nucleotides. Its product is annotated as Transducin/WD40 repeat-like superfamily protein. Gene Ontology annotation, biological process: autophagosome assembly. Gene Ontology annotation, molecular function: protein binding. Lineage: Eukaryota; Viridiplantae; Streptophyta; Magnoliopsida; Malpighiales; Euphorbiaceae. The record is from RefSeq and is a predicted model, not a curated record.
CUUGUUUCUCAACGAAGAAACUAGCUUGUUCUCUCCAUGGUUUUCCUGUUUUGAUCUCUGAAAUUCGCAUCAACGAUACAGUUUCUUUUGUUAGAUCAUAUGAAUUCUCACUUUAGACACUAAUUUACAGAAAGUCAACUAAAGAGAAAUGGAGUGGGCGACGGUACAGCAUCUGGAUUUACGCCACGUAGGUCGAGGUGUUAAUAAACCAUUGCAGCCUCAUGCGGCUGCGUUUCACCCAACUCAGGCUCUCAUUGCCGCGGCGGUCGGUUCAUACCUGAUCGAAUUUGAUGCAUUAACAGGAAGCAAACUCUCUACGUUUAACAUUGGAGCACCUGUAGUGCGCAUGUCUUAUAGCCCUACUAAUGGUCAUUCUAUAAUUGCAAUUCUAGAGGAUUGUACAAUUAGGUCUUGUGAUUUCGAUACUGAGCAAACAUGUGUCUUGCAUUCACCUGAAAAAAGAAUGGAACAUAUAUCUAAUGAUACAGAAGUCCAUCUUGCUUUGACUCCUCUUCAGCCUGUUGUUUUCUUUGGUUUCCACCGCAGGAUGAGUGUAACUGUUGUUGGAACUGUUGAGGGCGGAAGAGCCCCAACAAAAAUAAAGACAGACUUGAAGAAACCUAUUGUAAAUUUAGCUUGCCAUCCACGCCUCCCUGUUCUGUAUGUGGCGUAUGCAGAUGGUUUGAUUCGAGCAUACAACAUUCAUACAUAUGCUGUUGCAUACACACUACAACUUGAUAAUACAAUUAGGCUUAUUGGUGCUGGUGCAUUUGCUUUUCAUCCAACAUUAGAGUGGAUAUUUGUCGGUGAUAGGCGGGGUACACUUUUGGCAUGGGAUGUCUCAACUGAGAGACCUAGUAUGAUUGGGAUUACACAAGUGGGCUCUCAACCAAUCACAUCAAUUGCUUGGCUGUCAAAUUUGCGGUUACUUGUCACAGUUUCAAAAGAUGGAACUCUUCAAGUGUGGAAAACACGAGUGAUACUUAAUCCUAAUAGACCUCCAAUGCAAGCAAAUUUUUUUGAGUCUGCUGGGAUUGAAUCAAUUGACAUCCCUCGAAUUUUAUCUCAGCAGGGUGGAGAAGCAGUUUAUCCUCUACCACGGAUUAGAGCUUUAGAAGUUCACCCAAAAUUGAAUUUAGCAGUUCUGCUGUUUGCAAAUAUGGUAGGAGGUGACAAUUUAAAAAAUAGGGCUGCAUACACAAGGGAAGGAAGGAAACAACUCUUUGCAGUUCUGCAAAGUGCCAGGGGAUCUUCAGCAUCUGUUUUGAAGGAAAAACUUGCAUCCUUGGGCUCAUCAGGAAUUUUGGCUGACCACCAACUUCAAGCACAACUGCAAGAACAUCAUCUGAAGGGCAGCCAAAGUCAGCUUACGAUUUCAGACAUAGCAAGGAAGGCAUUCCUUUACAGUCAUUUCAUGGAAGGCCAUGCCAAAACUGCCCCAAUAUCUCGGCUGCCUCUCAUCACUGUUUCUGAUACAAAGCAUCAACUGAAGGACAUUCCUGUUUGCCUGCCCUUUCAUUUGGAGUUAAAUUUCUUUAAUAGAGAGAACCGGCUACUUCAUUAUCCUGUUAGGGCUUUCUAUGUUGAUGGCAUGAACCUCAUGGGAUAUAACCUCUGUUCUGGAGCGGACAGUAUUCACAAGAAACUUUAUACAUCGAUUCCUGGAAAUGUGGAAUUCCAUCCGAAGCACAUUAUUUACAGCAAAAAGCAGCAUCUAUUUCUUAUCGUAUAUGAAUUCAGUGGCUCCACAAAUGAAGUGGUCCUUUACUGGGAAAAUACUGCCUCUCAGUCAGCCAGCAUUAAGGGAAACACAGUUAAAGGUCGAGAUGCUACAUUCAUUGGCCCCAGUGAAAAUCAGUUUGCAAUUCUUGAUGAAGACAAGACCGGGCUCGUUCUGUACAUUCUGCCUGGAGGAGAUUCAAAAGAAGCUGGUGAAAAAAAUUUAUUGCUUGAAGAAAACCAAUCAGUGGAAGCAAAUUCUGGUUCUCUUCGGGGUCCAGUUCAAUUUAUGUUUGAAAGUGAAGUUGAUCGUAUUUUUUCCACUCCAUUAGAGUCAACUUUGAUGUUUGCUAUUAGUGGGAGUCAGAUUGGUUUUGCAAAGUUGGUUCAGGGAUAUCGCCUCCCAACUUCGGAUGGUCAUUACAUACCAACAAAGAUUGAAGGGAGAAAGUCAAUCAAGUUAAAAAUGAACGAGAUUGUACUGCAGGUGCACUGGCAAGAAACUCUUCGGGGCUAUGUUGCAGGAGUGUUAACAACUCAAAGAGUACUUAUGGUUUCUGCUGAUCUUGAUAUACUGGCUAGCAAUUCCACAAAAUUUGACAAAGGACUUCCAUCAUUUAGAUCCCUUUUGUGGGUUGGGCCUGCUCUUCUUUUUUCUAGUGCCACUGCAGUCAGUGUGCUUGGCUGGGAUGGAACAGUGAGGACUAUUCUUUCUAUAAGCAUGCCCUAUGCAGUUUUGAUUGGAGCUUUAAAUGAUCGAUUACUGCUUGCUAAUCCGACGGAGGUAAAUCCAAGACAAAAAAAGGGGGUAGAGAUUAGGAGCUGUCUUGUUGGACUCCUGGAACCUCUUCUUAUUGGAUUUGCCACAAUGCAACAGACAUUUGAGCAGACGCUUGACCUGUCAGAAAUACUUUACCAAAUAACAUCCAGGUUUGACAGCCUGCGCAUUACUCCAAGAUCACUUAAUAUUCUUGCCAGUGGUCCUCCUGUUUGUGGAGAUCUUGCAAUUUCGCUAUCCCAAUCAGGUCCACAGUUCACCCAGGUGUUACGAGGCACAUAUGCUAUCAAAGCUCUCCGUUUUUCGACAGCUUUAUCCGUUUUGAAGGAUGAAUUCUUGCGUUCUCGAGAUUAUCCAAAAUGUCCUCCAACCUCUCAGCUGUUCCAUCGGUUUCGACAGUUGGGAUAUGCCUGUAUCAAAUAUGGCCAGUUCGAUAGUGCAAAAGAAACUUUUGAAGUUAUAGCAGACUACGAAAGCAUGCUUGAUUUAUUCAUAUGCCACCUUAACCCUAGUGCCAUGCGGCGUUUGGCUCAGAAGUUGGAAGAGGAGGGUGCAGAUCCGGAAUUAAGGCGAUAUUGCGAAAGGAUUUUAAGAGUUCGUUCUACUGGAUGGACGCAAGGCAUUUUUGCCAACUUUGCUGCAGAAAGUAUGGUUCCUAAAGGACCUGAAUGGGGUGGUGGGAACUGGGAAAUUAAAACCCCUACUAAUUUGAAAAGUAUACCUCAAUGGGAGCUUGCUGCAGAAGUAAUGCCAUACAUGAAGACUGAUGAUGGCACAAUCCCAGCCAUUAUUACAGAUCACAUUGGUGUUUACCUGGGAUUAAUUAAAGGAAGAGGCAAUAUUGUCGAAGUAAGGGAGGAUAGUUUGGUCAAAGCUUUUAGGGCUGCAGGUGACAAUAAGCCAAAUGGAGUUCCAAAUGCCUUGGCCAAAUCCAUGUCUAAUGGGUCAAAGGAAUUGCCUGAUGGUAAUUCAAAGGCUGAUUCCUUGAUGGGUCUGGAAACUCUCAUGAAACAAGAUGCAAGAUCAUCUACUGCUGAUGAACAGGCCAAAGCACAAGAAGAAUUCAAGAAAACAAUGUAUGGUGCAGCUAAUGAUGGUAGCAGCAGUGAUGAAGAAGAACAUACGAAAACCAAAAAACUACAAAUUAGAAUUCGAGAUAAACCACUUGCAUCUUCUACAGUAGAUGUCAAUAAGAUCAAAGAAGCAACGAAAAUAUUCAAACUCGGUGAGGGGUUAGGUCCUCCCGUGCGGACAAAGUCAUUGACUGGCUCCCAGGAUCUUGGCCAAAUUUUAUCCCAACCCUCUGCUAGUGGUGCAACUGCACCUGCUGCUGAUUUGUUUGGUACUGAUACAAUAUCGCAAUCGGCACCAGUAUCACAACCAGGACCUACAAUGAUGGGUGUGGGAGUUACAGCUGGACCUAUUCCAGAGGAUUUUUUCCAAAAUACUAUACCCUCCCUCCAAGUUGCAGCAUCACUACCUCCUCCUGGAACAUAUCUUGCCAAAUUGGAUCAAACUUCUCAGCAAGUUGAAAGCAACAGGGUGGUGCCUAAUCCAGUUGGUUCUUCUGUGACUGACAUUGGUCUUCCUGAUGGUGGUGUUCCUCCACAAGCCACUCAACAAACUACUCAAAAAACUGUCUCAAUUGAAUCCAUUGGACUUCCUGAUGGUGGUGUGCCGCCACAGGCCUCCAGUCAGCCUGCUGUCUCAUCUCAGCCUCAAGUUCGGGCACCUAAGGGCCCACUUCCUUCGCAACCUCUUGAUCUCAGUGUGCUUGGAGUUGCAAAUUCUGAUUCAGCAAAAUCUCCAGUGCAACCUGCUGCUUCACCAUCAGUGCGUCCUGGACAGGUUCCCAGAGGAGCAGCUGCUUCAAUAUGCUUCAAAACUGGGCUUGCUCACCUUGAGCAGAAUCAACUUCCUGAUGCGUUAUCAUGUUUUGAUGAAGCCUUCCUGGCACUAGCUAAGGAUAACUCUCGUGGAGCUGAUAUUAAAGCCCAAGCAACCAUCUGUGCCCAGUACAAGAUAGCAGUUACUCUGCUUCAGGAAAUUGCACGGCUGCAGAAAGUACAAGGCCCGAGUGCACUCAGUGCAAAAGAUGAGAUGGCAAGACUGUCACGACACCUUGGUUCUUUGCCUCUUCUAGCAAAGCACCGAAUAAAUUGCAUCCGAACAGCAAUUAAACGCAACAUGGAAGUGCAGAACUUUGCUUAUUCCAAGCAGAUGCUUGAACUCCUGCUGUCCAAAGCUCCACCGAGCAAGCAGGAUGAGUUGAGAAGCCUAAUUGACAUGUGUGUUCAGAGGGGUUUAUCGAACAAGUCCAUCGAUCCUUUGGAGGAUCCAUCCCAGUUUUGUGCUGCUACGCUUAGCCGCCUUUCAACCAUUGGAUAUGAUGUUUGUGAUCUCUGUGGAGCCAAAUUUUCUGCUUCCUCUUCUCCUGGAUGUAUAAUCUGUGGUAUGGGCAGCAUUAAGAGGUCAGAUGCAGUUGCAGGGGUUGCAGUGUCAGUACCUACUCCAUUUGGAUGAGUUCUAGACAAGGGAAAGUCGUGCAUCAUCCAGCCAAAAUGAAAUUGCUCCUGCAGAAAUGUUUGUCAGAUAAGGUCCCCACCGCUUGAGCACAGACAAGAAGCCAGCAAUACCUAGUUAGUGUAUAUUUGUAUCAUUUAUCUGUUUCUUUGCAUUGAACGUUUUAUUUCUUUCCUCUCUCCCAUUUUCGAUUUUUUUAUUUGAUAGUUACCCAUCGCUUAUUGCGGGUUUAUACCUCCUUUUUCUCACAGCACACCAUCAAUGUAACAGAUUCACAAUUUUGUAGAAAAUGUACUUGUGUUUUGUGGUGAUGCAGUUGCUUGAGUUUGAAAUUUUGGAGUUAAUACCUAUUUCUCUGAACGUAGAAAAGUUUUUGUAACAACAUUCAUGGUAAUGUAUUUGACGUGGUUUUUCCUAUCUUUAUAGGGAAGUGUGGGAGAGAUUUCUGUCAAUGUACAUCAUGAUUAUUGAAAAGAAAUACAUGAUUGUCUUGAUA